AUUGGAGAAAACGAUCCAAGGGAUUUUGAACAUGGUAUGAGUCACGAGACGGACGAAGAAUAUGACGAUAAUAUGACUUUUACAGGAACAGGAAAUCCACCAAAUGGAAGUGAAGUCGUACAACUUAUUCAGAAUAUGCUCCAAUCAUUUCUUCAAGCUGGAGGACAUAAUAAUGUUCGAGUACUGCAGACGGAAACCAAUCAAGAAGGUCAACAACGUCCGAACUUUAUCUUAGCGAUGGGUGGUGGUAGCGCAGAUAUUGGCGACGGUCGAGCUCCUCUUCAAGACGGUCAAAACAAUGCGGCAAAUAUUUUUAACUUAUUUAACUUAAACGGAGAUCCCAGAGAUUAUGCUUGGGGUUCUACAGGAUUUGAUAAUAUUAUUUCGCAAUUGAUGGAACAGCAAGCUGGGCAAGCACCACCACCCGCAACUGAAGAAAUCAUUAACAAUUUACCAAAGACGAAGAUUACAAAAAAGCAACUAACGCUAACGUAUUUUACAGCCGAAGAACAAUUGGGUUGUCCUGUUUGCAAAGAUGAAUUUAUAGUAGAUGAAGAGGUGUUAAUUUUGCCUUGCACCCAUUCUUUUCAUAAGGAUUGCAUAACGCAAUGGUUAAAAGUUAAUGGAACUUGCCCAGAAAACAGUCAACAAAAUGAUCAAAAUCGCAACAAUGGUGCCGGAUCAUCGAGUAACAAUCAAAACAACGGACCAUCUACAUCAGCAUUUCGAUUCACAUCCAGCUCUUCACUUCCUGGAGCAUACCCCGGAAGUCAAUCAAACAAUGGCCAACAAAAUCGACAGCAGGAUCGUGAUAAUCAUGAUUCAAUGGAUUUAGAUUCUGAACCUUUGGAUUAG
Messenger RNA from Racocetra fulgida, 855 nucleotides. NCBI's taxonomy places the organism in Eukaryota, Fungi, Glomeromycota, Glomeromycetes, Diversisporales, Gigasporaceae. The record is from the annotation of a GenBank genome assembly.